AUGGACGACCAGAAUAAUCCAUGGACGGCGCCAUUUCACCCCGUUCCCGCCCGGCAGCUCGUGAGCGUCGAGCACCCUGCCAUCGUGCGCAAUGUCGACAAGGCCAUUGAAACCCUACAAGGCGACGCCGGAAUCAAAUCAAUAUUGGACCGGACCAGGGAAGACCCGAAGGCCAAUCUGGUAUUGCGGCCCGGAGAUGCCCUAUCUCGGCCAGUCCAGUCAACUCACGUGCCAUCAAAUAACGUCUUGCUCAAAGUCACCGUCCCAAAGAGGACUGGACGGAAACGCAAACUAGGUUCAGAUGCGCCUUUUGAAUAUUCGCCAGAGCCUGAAGUUGCAGGCCCACCGCGACGCACAGCAAAGGAUCUCUUGCGCAGCCUCAGCGACAACCCUACGACUUAUCAGAUAGAGCCAGUUGGGAGCAUUGAGCAUACGCAUCUUUUCCGAGGAAUGCCUGAUUUCGUCUACUCGACACAGGCAAGCUCCUUCGCCAACAGGUUCCGAGAGCAGAUCCUUUCGUAUGACUUUGACAAAAUGAAACAAUUCGACAUCGACAUGGGCAAGGGUACCCAAAAGAAUGCGGAUAUCAUCCCACCACCAUCCUUCAGCCAUGGUGACGUGCCGUUCCACUAUAUCUACCGUCAAAACCCAACCGUGAAGAAGACAGUGGGAAAAUCCGGCCAAAUGGAAACAAUCAACACCUCAACUGCCAGUAAAGUUCUGACUCAUCUCGUCUCCUUCGACGUCGCCACAGUCCCUCAAAAGCCACGCGAGAACCUCUUGCCUCUCGAAGCUCAUGACCAAAGCAUGCGCGACACAAUCGCCGCCGUCGAAGCACUGUACGAACAGCGGCCAAUCUGGACCCGUCGCGCUAUCCGCAACAGUCUAACAUCAGAUGCGCAACGCUCAAACCUCCGUCACGCCAUCCCAUACGUAGGCUACAUCUUCAGAUCCGGACCGUGGCGCGACGCAAUCGUCAAAUUGGGCGUAGACCCGCGCACAUCCCCAGAAUACCGCCACUACCAAACCUUCAUGUUCCGUCUCUUCUCACGAGAAGCAGAGUUGGGUCGCGACGGCGCAGGUGGACGACGACAUAACCUUCCUCGUCCCAGUGACGCCCGACUCGAUAAAGAAUCCGGCUCUGCCGAUAUAGAUGGCCACAUCUUCAACGGCAAGCUGCCACUCUCCACCGAUGGUCGUAUCUGGAUGAUUCGUGAUAUCACAGACCCGCAGCUGCGAGCUGCGCUUUAUCCCGAGAACCCGGCGCCAGAUUUCCUGCGCAAGGAAUGCGAGAUUGUUACCGACGGCUGGUACGGUAAUGGAACGCUUGGAAAGGCGAAGACGGUAAUGAGAGCUAAGAUUGCUGUUUUGAUGGAAGGGAAGCAGCCUGUUGAUGAGGACUAUGUGAGGAUCAUGAAGCUUCCUGAUCAUGCGAAUUGUGAGCAGGACAUUGAGCUUUUCACGAUUGAUCUUGAGACGAGCACUAGCAAGGAGACUGCGUUGGCGACGGAGGUGAGGUCUACGAUUCGUGGAGCGCCGAAGUGGAGGCAAGCGACGGCUGGUAAAGACAAAGAGAAAAAGAAGGAGGACAAGAAAGAGAAAGAGAAGGAGAAGAAGAAGAAGGGAAAGAAGAAGGAGAAAGCCGUUGAGUUUGAGGCCCAGAGUGAAGGAGAAGAGGAGGAGCUUGAACGACAAGAGAUGAUCGCGGCACAGGUGGCCGCUGCUGCUGCUGCCAGAGAUGCGGAUGAAGCUAACGGCGAGGGAGAAGGCGAUGACGAGGGGGAUGAUAAUGGUCCCAUGGAUGAAGACGAAGACGAAUGA
Molecule: messenger RNA, 1821 nt
Organism: Penicillium brevicompactum
Lineage: Eukaryota; Fungi; Ascomycota; Eurotiomycetes; Eurotiales; Aspergillaceae
Product: transcription factor TFIIIC subunit TFC1
Exons: 5
Coding region: 1-1821 (606 amino acids)
Biological process (GO): transcription initiation at RNA polymerase III promoter
Cellular component (GO): transcription factor TFIIIC complex
Source: RefSeq, a predicted model, not a curated record